Molecule: messenger RNA, 384 nt
Organism: Linum tenue
Lineage: Eukaryota; Viridiplantae; Streptophyta; Magnoliopsida; Malpighiales; Linaceae
Source: the annotation of a GenBank genome assembly
AUGUCAAGGAAGAAGAUCCCAGGAGAAAAAUCUAAGUCCCUAACCAACACCAGCUACAAAGGAAAUUUGACGCAGAAUCAGAUUAAGAGGAUGAUCAAAGAAGCAAAGGAGAUGGCAGAGCAAGACAAGAUAGCCAGAGCAUGUGUGGAUGCCAGGAUCGAGCUAGAGAGUUACAUCUAUGAUGCCAAGAACUCCUUUCUCAGUGGUGAUGGGCUGCAACAGGUGGGUGAUAAGAGGGGAAAUGUGGAGAUUAUCUGUUCCGUGAGAGCAGCCUCAUGUUGGUUGGAUGAGAAACAAGGCGCUACCAGAGAAGUUUACGAGAAGAAGCCGAACGAGCUGAGAGGGGUUUGGGAUCCCAUUCUAAUCACGUAUACACCAUCAUGA